Molecule: messenger RNA, 5576 nt
Organism: Patella vulgata (common limpet)
Lineage: Eukaryota; Metazoa; Mollusca; Gastropoda; Patellidae
Product: glypican-5
Exons: 7
Coding region: 148-1905 (585 amino acids)
Biological process (GO): cell migration; positive regulation of canonical Wnt signaling pathway; regulation of protein localization to membrane
Cellular component (GO): extracellular region; cell surface; plasma membrane
Source: RefSeq, a predicted model, not a curated record
CUAACACAACAGAAGCAUAGUGACUUGUCGGCUUAUGGCUUGAGGGAGGAAUAAAUGAACGACGUUUAGUGGAAAUACUAUAUUUCUUGUUUUGUCUUCGAAUUAUAUCAUUUAUAGUGGAUUAUACAUUUAAUUUGGAUUUGAUAUAUGUCUAAUGUGGCCAUGAUGGGCGCUCUCAAAUGGAAUGUGUCGGUUGUCUGUGCUUUUAUUUUCAGCUUUUCUUUAGUAGUUUUUCCUGCCAGUGUUCUCUCAAAUAUACACCACAACACAUGUGCGAAUGUUCAAGAGGAGUUUUUGCGAUUAAAAAUUGGUGUUAGAGAUCUUGUCCCAGAUAAACCCCACCAUGUUGCCCACUUAGCUGUAUGUGGGAAGGGUUUGAAACACCCUGGUCAAAGGCUGUGUUGUGCCAAUGCUACCGUAGAAAAAUACCAUGUGGCUGCUAAUAAAUAUUUAACCGAUAGUCUUCAUUCUGGAACUGCUUUUCUCAAGAAAUUUCUAAUGGAUAAACACCAACAAUAUGAAGAACGAUCACAACUUUUUUUAGAUGAGGCACAGAACAGAACUUCCGUUCUUUUAACUCACAUGCACAAUAUUCCAUGGACAAAACACCACGAUGCAGUGAAAGACUUUUUUCUCGAUUUAGAGAAAUAUAUUACAGGACAGAACGACAAUCUACAUGAGAGUGUGAAUACUUUCUUUAGUAAACUCUUUCCUUCAGUAUUCUAUUACACUUUAAAUGAUCCAUCUUUUAUACAAAUGGACGACAAAUACCACGAUUGCCUUUCUAUGCAUGCUGAACAGAUCCGACCCUUUGGUAAAGUGCCUCACGAGUUAAACAAGAAACUACAUCAUUCCUUAAAACGCUCCAGAUCCUUUGUCAGUUUGUUGACCAAUAUUGUGGAAGCCAUGAACACCACUGAAAAUAUCAACAUAGAUAAAAAUUGUGUGGAUGCCGUCACCCGUCUACAGUACUGCUCGCGAUGUCACGGACAUACAAAUGUAAAGCCAUGCCACGGUUUCUGUUUAAAUGUAAUGAGAGGCUGUCUUUCCACUCUAUCUGAUAUCAGUCCGGUUUGGGAUACCCUCAUUGUUUCCAUGGAGAACUUGGUUUCUGAUUUAAAAGGAAAAGGUAACCUGAAAAAUGCUCUCAUGUCUAUUGAUAAAAGUGUUUUUGAUGGAAUAUUAGAAGCUAUGCAAGGUGGUCCUAGAAUUCAUAGUAAGGUUAUGGAACACUGUGCCAAGACAACCAAAGCUAAUACCAAACAACAAAAUUACGAUCAAAAGAUUGACACAACAUUGAUGAUGGCACCAACUAGAGACCUUUCACAUCUAUCUCUUGAAGAGGUUAUAGAUUCAGUAUCUAAGCGACUCAAAGAUUCUAUGGGCAUGUAUAACCGCAUAGCAGACGGUAUUUGUCGCAGUCAGACGGCUUAUGAACAGGAAAUGACAUCAUCACAGUGCUGGAAUGGAACAGAUAUUGGACAAUAUAUAACAGAAGUACCAGAAGCUAAUUUUAUCAGUCAAGCCAAGUCGAAUCGAGAAGUUAAAGUAGCUGUUAAUACACUACCUAGUUUACUUGCAUUGAAAGAUAAACUUACACAACUACGAGUUAAUAUAAGCAGUAUGUUAAGUCGUGAUAUAAUGCUUGGUGAUGAUCCUAUAGAUUAUAAAGAUAUGACAUAUAAUAGUGGAGAUCAUCAGACUAUAUUUAUAACUGAUGAUGAAGAUUUAUAUGGAUCAUCUGGCAGUGGUAGUGGUUAUUCUGUUCCAUCUACAGAAUCGCCACCUACACCAACAAUCUACAAGGAUAAAGAUUCGACAAAAAACAAACCAAAAAGUUCAGCUACCAUUUUCUCCCCAUCCCUCCUUUUACUUACAAUAUUGUUGUUUUUCAGCCUACAUUAAUAGUGAUGUCGUAUAGUAUAAAUUAAAAACUGUCCAACCUGCCUCAUACCUUUAUUUCAUCGAAUGUCUGCUGAUCUUUACUACACCUUAUUACAACAGCAAUCCAAAAAGUUAUUUUUGUCCUUUGACCAUGUCACUUUAAAUUGAGCUAGAUGGUAUGAAAUGUCUGCGAAAAGUUUUACAUGUGAUGUUGGAAAGAAAUUGAAAGUGAUGUGUUUAUUAGACAAAAUGCCUUUAAAUUGUUUUUAAGUUAUUGAAAGUGCUAAUUUGAUGUAGUUGAAAGGUGUAGAGUUAAGCAGUCUUAGUAUUUAUUUUAUAUGAAAAAAAUUAAGAAUGGGGUGGCACAAAUUGAAGUUCAAGGUAUAGGGCUAUGAAGAAAGGGUAAAUAUUUGUUAAUAGAUUGCUGGUUUUUAAAAUUGUCUGGACAAUAUAAUUAAUGUACAUUAUCCAGUCCCUCAAGUGAUGUCGCCACACUCAAAGCAGCACCUAAGUACCAGUAUAUUAUACUCUGAUCUUGAUUUUAAAAUGAUAAAAAAAUGGCUUCAUGCCGAAUGUCCUAGAAAGAAAAAAGUCAUACCUGAAUCAUCUAAUUGAAUAUUUUAAACGUAUAUUGUAUAUCUUUUUUCAAGGUGGUUUGUGUUACACAAAGCACAAUAUCUUAAUAAGUUUUAAAGAUUUAAGGUUGUAUAGAAUCUUCAUUGUAUUUUUUAUAACAAGGCUACAUUUUUAAAUCUAUCUCUUUUCGUUUUUUUGGCAUCGGGGAGUUAGUUUGUGUAUUUAAACUGGUAUGUUUUUAUUUAGUAGGGAAUUCAUCUAUCCAAAUAUCUUUUAAAAUCCAUACAUUUAGUCUUAUCAUUUUAGUCUUAUUUUUGUUGUUUUAUAACUUGAUAUACCUCACAGAUUACAAGACGUAGAAGUAGUAAACAUAGUCAUUUUACCGUGCAACAAUUCAUCUCAGACUUUAAUAUUUCAACCAAUACUUACAUUAUAAUUAGCUUUCAUUUGUUCAAUUGAUGUUUUAAUUUGAUUAUUGCUGUAGUGUUUGAUUUUUUUGACAAAUCAUUGCUGAUUUGGUUUUUCCUUUCCUUUUUUUUUUUUUAGUUUUACUCCAACUUUGUAAACAUUUUGAUGAAAACAGUUCAUUAAUUUUUGAAGCUUUAUUGUAAUGAUUUUCUUUUUAAAAAAAACCCAAACAAGCCAAGGUAUUGAUGGUGCAUAGAACUUAAGAUAUUUUGAUUUCUUCACAAAAAAAAAAAAAAAAAAAAAUUCAAUUUUUAUGAACGAAGCCCCAUGUAUUGAGAUAUGUAGACCUAUUUUUGUGAACAAAAUCGUAUUGAAUUGAUUACUUAGUGAGUUAUUUGAAUACUUGCAAUCUUGGUGUGUUCUUAAAAUCAAUUCAAAUGCAAGUUUACAUUAAAUAGGGCCACAGCAUUAAUAAUUUCCCAUUUAAAAAGAUUCAAAGAAAUACUAUUAAUGAUCCAUUGUGGUUUUUGUGUAGAAAUCAAAGUUUUGAAGUUGUGAUAUAAAAUAUAAAUAAUCAUUUGUAAAUAGUUUUUCAUUUUAAAAAUGUGAUCAUUUUGCUUAUCGACUCAUUUUAGCUAGUAUGUGUAAGAGCAAUAGAUAGCUGUUAUUAUUCGUAGGCUCUUUAUCAUCGAUAAUUGUAAUUUUCAAUCAUCAAUUUAUUCGGGCCAAACCUAGGAUAGGAAAAAAUAAUAAAAACUAUGGAAUAUUUGGAAACUGUGAAGAUAUUUUUUUUGAACAUUAAAUUUUAGAAACAAUUCGUAUUGUAUGUAAAUAAUUUUAAAAGUUUUUGAUACUAAAGGAAUUUCCUAUCCCAGAUUUGUCAAAUUUAAUAAAUCAAAACAACAGAAUCCUACCAGUGAACAAAUUAAUGGUUCAAGUUGUAUUUAAGUGAUGAUGAUGUUUUAUAUGUACAUUAUAUCUAAUUAAUUAAUUAUAUUGUUUUAUGUUUUGAAUGGGGCUUUGAGUUAACUACAUUGAGCUCCAUGUUAUUGAAUAAGGGGAGGUAACUCCAAAAGUCUUAAAUUGACCUGAACUUUUAUAGGGCGGUAUUAUUUAUUGGAGCUAAUUAGUGUUUAUAUGUUCUUUAAUCCCCCAGAGUUAAUUUAGUUUUAGCCUUAAUACGUGUGCAGAAAUAGGGCGUUCAUGUCUACGAAAUUGUCGUUUUUUUCAGCCCUCAUUAUUGUUCGGGAAUAGGUUAACGCUUUCAGCAAUGUCAUUGUUAGUUAGCCCAUAUUGAAACUAUGAUACACUGCAAGAGUAAAAUUGUACAGAUUUUUGAGCUACAAUUAUAUAAUUUUGUAGAUAAAGUUUUUGUACAUGACUAUGAUUAAGACAGAAUAGAUUGCUUAAGAUUUAUCUACAUUUAUGAGUAAUUUUAUGAGUAAUGGUCAUGUAGAUAAAUGUUGCAUUGUCUAUUACCUUUGAAAUUGAGAGCAGGAUUUGAUGUGAUUGUGGUGCUGAAGAAUUAUGAGAAAAACAAGCUUUUAAAGCUUGUGUAAAAGAAUUCUUAGGUACAUAUAGAUUUUAUUAUUAUUAUUAUUAUUAUUAUAUAUAUAUAUAUAUUUGUAUAAAAUGUAUGGAGUCAUCUUGUAUAAAUUAAAUUGUGUGUUUACUGUGCCAAGUACUUCGACAUCAAAAAAGUUAAUUUGAAUUCCGUAGUGUAUGGCAUCCUCACUUCCAAAACAGAUGACAGUAUUUGACAUUUAAUAUUUGUAAUUAAUUGUUAAAAUUAGUUUUAACUUCAUGAGAAUAAGAUUGAAGGUGAAAGAAUUAUGUGAGUAUUUUAUCAUACAGACAUCAGAAAAAGAAAAUUAAAUAUACAUGUAUAAUUAUAAUAAAUACAAAUUGACGAGAUGUUUGUGUAAUAAAAACAAAACUCAGAAGAACUGCAUUCUACUAUUAAACCAGUUGUCUUGUUAACUUUGACCUAGGCUGGAUCAGUUUUAUCAAACUUUUAAAUUAUUCACAAUAUCCUGAUUGAGUGAAAAGCAUCUGGGUUAGUCAGAGUGUUAAAACUUUUGGUGAGGAUGUUAGUGUUGUAAUGGGAGGGUUGUCUUUAGAAUUUAAGAAAGAGAUCAUUUUAUACAAAGAUAUGACACUCUAAGACAUCCUCUACUGUUCUGAGAAUUUCUUUCAACAGAAAUCAAACUGACUUUUUUUCUCUGUGUGUGUUUCAUGUUUAUAUUUUGUAACUCAAAGUUAUGUUUUUAAUGCUGUACAUUUUAAAGCCUAUUGUGAAUAGAUUUAAUAAUAGUUAGACUCCCUUUAACUUGUAUAUGAUUUUUUUUUUUCUCCAAUGCAUAUAAUUGUUCAUGUAUUAAAUAUCAUUCACUGUGUAAACUAUGUAUAAAUUGGCUUUAAUUAGCGAUAAUAAUGUCCCUAUAAUACUUAUUAAAUAUAGUAAUGAUUACAACAUUUAUUACACCCAAACGAUAAUUUCUUACUAUUAAUGUCUUUAUUCAUAACAUCAUAUAUAUAUGGAAAUAUAUAGGUUUUUAAAAUUUUCUGGCAAAUUAAAUCCCUGGUUUUUGAAAGUUUUAGGUUUUUAAUAAUGAUUUCCAAUUGAAAAAAAUAAAAUGCUUAUUUAAAUAGCAGAUUUUAAUUUUUAGAGGAUUAUAAAAAAAAGAUGACAUAUUUCUUUUAUCCUU